AUGCGGCUUCACACCUUCGGUUCUUUCAUCCAGCUGGGUGCCCUAGCAGGGGCCACAGACCUGGGCACGGUGUGGCCAAAUCAUGGUCUCACCGUCAAAACCACCAGCGGCAUCUACACAGGCUUGGUCAGCUCCUCGGCCCCAGACGUGAACCAGUGGCUCGGCAUUCCUUACGCUCAACCACCCGUCGGGGCCCGACGCUUCAUGCCUCCUGAGAAGGCGCCCAACUACGGCGUUGCCGAUGCCAAGGCCUACAAGCCCAUCUGUGUCCAAAUCAACGGUAACAGGACGGGCGUCUUCUGGGAGCUCCUCCCUGAGCUUCAGAACGACGACCCCCAGAGCGAGGAUUGCCUGUAUCUCAACAUCUGGAGUCCACGAAAGCCCGUGCAGAAGAAGGUGCCCGUCAUCAUAUGGGUGGUGGGCGGCGGGUUCAAGGAGGGCGGCGGUCAUGGGCCGACACAAACACAUAUUGUUGUCACCUUCAACUACCGUCUUAGCAUCUUCGGCUUCCCUAACUCGCCGGUCGCGAACAAGAACGCUGGGCUCAUGGAUAAUCGGCUUAUUACAGAGUGGCUUAGCGACAACAUUGCGGGAUUUGGAGGAGACCCAAACCGCAUGAUUCUCUACGGCCAGUCUGCAGGUGCCACCGCAGUCUUGACACAAGCAUAUGCGUACCCGGAGAAGCCCAUUGUCCGCGGCUUCAUCGCCUCCUCCCUCUUUCAUGACAUGGCACAGACGGCUGGGUGCACCAACCUCACGGCGACGGCGGAGCUCGAGUGCAUGCAAGGGAUCGACGCUCUGGUGCUGCAGCAGAAGGUCACUCAAGCCAGCCCGGAUCCCAACCGCGGCCUCUUCCGGCCCAUCGCUGACAACAUCACCGUCUUUGCAAACACAACCGAACGGCUCGAAAAGGGGAUGGUUGCUAAGCUGCCACUGAUCACGGGAUUCACGUACAAUGAGGCGGCUGCCUUUCUGCCUUUCGACAUCAAUGCCACAACGGCGCCGAAUGGGACUACUGCCCCAGGAGCUGGAGGGCUGGCAUGCGGUCGUGUACGGCCUGACGACUUACGCUACCUCUUCUCGGGCAACUUCACCAACAUCACGCCUCGGUACUGGCUUGGCGGCAUGCACAGCUCCGACAUCCCCCUUGUCUUCGGCACACACUACCAGUUCCGUGGCAACUCGACCGAACUAGAGUGGCAGACAGGCUACGCGAUGGAAGGUAAUACCUUAACCUCUCGCUCUCCCCCGUCUCGAUCACCACAAACGAACUGA
This is a messenger RNA of Parathielavia appendiculata, 1275 nucleotides long. RefSeq names its product alpha/beta-hydrolase. NCBI's taxonomy places the organism in Eukaryota, Fungi, Ascomycota, Sordariomycetes, Sordariales, Chaetomiaceae. The coding region runs from base 1 to 1275 and encodes 424 amino acids. The transcript has 9 exons. The record is from RefSeq and is a predicted model, not a curated record.